Messenger RNA from Lindgomyces ingoldianus, 2420 nucleotides. Its product is annotated as TPR-like protein. Bases 107 to 2128 code for a protein of 673 amino acids. Lineage: Eukaryota; Fungi; Ascomycota; Dothideomycetes; Pleosporales; Lindgomycetaceae. Gene Ontology annotation, cellular component: post-mRNA release spliceosomal complex; precatalytic spliceosome; Prp19 complex. The transcript has 2 exons. Gene Ontology annotation, biological process: spliceosomal complex assembly; mRNA splicing, via spliceosome. The record is from RefSeq and is a predicted model, not a curated record. Gene Ontology annotation, molecular function: protein binding.
CAACCUCACAUUUUUCCCCCCAGAGGCCGCUCCAGGCUCUUUACGACAACCUGUAGCUUAUAGGCUAUAACGUGAUUCCUGCUAGCCCUACACUCCCGCUUCCAUCAUGGAAAGUUCACGAGGCCCGCCCCGGGUUAAGAACAAGGCUGCCGCGGACAUUCAAAUCAGCGCAGAGCAGCUUCUCCGAGAAGCCGUUGACCGUCAAGAUGAGAAAGUUAAGGCGCCGACGCAGAGGUUCGCCGACCUAGAGGAACUUCAUGAGUUCCAAGGCAGAAAGAGGAAGGAGUUUGAAGACUAUGUCCGAAGGAAUCGGAUUAACAUGAACAAUUGGAUGAAAUACGCCCAAUGGGAACUCGAGCAAAAAGAGUUUCGAAGAGCGCGAUCGGUGUUUGAGCGAGCCCUAGACGUUGACAGCACAGCGGUUGUGCUAUGGAUUCGCUACAUUGAGGCGGAAAUGAAAUCACGAAAUGUUAAUCAUGCGCGGAAUCUGAUGGACCGAGCCGUUGCGAUACUUCCACGAGUCGAUAAGCUAUGGUACAAAUACGUGUACAUGGAAGAAACCCUCGGGAAUCUUGACGGCGUUCGCAUAGUCUUCGAACGAUGGAUGCAGUGGGAACCAGAAGAAGCUGCAUGGUCUGCAUAUAUCAAGUUUGAGAAGCGGUACAGCGAAUUGGAGAAAGCAAGGGCCAUAUUCGAACGAUUCACAAUUGUGCACCCGGAACCAAAGAAUUGGAUUAAGUGGGCAAAAUUUGAGGAAGAGAAUGGCACCAGCGAUCUAGUUCGAGAUGUCUUCGGAACCGCUAUCGAAACACUUGGGGAUCACUUCAUGGAUGAAAAGCUAUUUAUGGCGUACGCCAGAUUUGAAGCAAGGCUCAAGGAAAUCGAACGGGCGAGGGCGAUCUACAAGUUCGCUCUGGAUCGCAUGCCACGAUCGAAAUCAGUCAAACUCCAUGAAGCCUUCACCCAGUUCGAGAAGCAAUACGGUGACCGGGACGGAAUCGAGGAUGUUAUUCUAUCUAAACGAAGGGUGCACUACGAGGAACAGGUCAAGGAGAAUCCCAAAAAUUACGACGCUUGGAUUGACUUUGCGCGCCUAGAGGAGGCUUCUGGAAAUACUGAUCGGGUUCGCGAUGUUUACGAGAGGGCCAUCGCGCAAAUUCCCCCAACCCAAGAGAAACGACAUUGGAGACGCUACAUCUACCUAUGGCUGUUCUACGCAUUAUAUGAAGAGACCACAACUAGGGACAUCGAGAGGACUAGACAGAUCUACCAAGAAUGUCUACGGCUCCUCCCGCACAAACGAUUCACCUUCGCAAAAGUGUGGUUAAUGGCAGCGCAGUUCGAGCUCCGACAAGGCCAAUUAACCGAUGCACGGAAAACUCUAGGGCGAUCGAUAGGAAUGUGUCCAAAAGACAAACUCUUUAGAGGCUAUAUUGAGCUCGAGAUGAAACUAUUUGAGUUUGGUCGCUGCCGUCAGCUCUACGAAAAGUAUAUUGAAUGGAAUCCAGCCAACUCUCAAGCCUGGAUUAAGUUUGCAGAACUCGAGCGUGGUCUAGAUGACUUAAUCAGGGCUCGCUCUAUCUUCGAGUUGGCUGUCGAUGAGCCGCAGCUCGACAUGCCGGAGUUAUUGUGGAAAGCGUAUAUUGACUUCGAAGAAGAGGAGGGAGAGUACGAGAGGACCCGGCAACUCUAUGAAAGGCUUCUCAAGAAGACAGAUCAUGUCAAGGUUUGGAUCAGUUGGGCUCAAUUUGAAAUUGGUGCUCCAGAUGGCGAGGGAGAUGUUGGUGAUGAGGAUAGACCAGUGAGUGAAGAGGCAAAAGCCCGAGCGAGAAAGGUCUUCGAGAGAGCACAUAGCAGGAUGAAGGAAAAGGAGCUGAAGGAAGAAAGAGUGGCGUUACUCAAUGCAUGGAAAUCCUUCGAGACAGCACAUGGAUCUUCUUCGGAUAUCGAAAAAGUGGACAAGCAAAUGCCCCGGAAGGUCAAGAAGCGGAGGAAGCUGGACGACGAUUCGUUCGAAGAGUACAUGGAUUAUGUGUUUCCAGCAGACGACGAGAGCGCGGCGAAAUUCGCCAGUUUUCUGGCGAAUGUGCACAAGUGGAAGGCAGAUCAAAAUGGUGGCGGUUCAUGAAAGUAUGUCAAGAGGACUAUCGUCCGCCCGUCCUGGUAGCGAAGCUAGAAAACCCCGCAUGGCGCCGUAUCUCCAUAGGCGACCUCGUGCAUGCGGUAUCUGGUUGUCAUUGCACCGCAGCCACAUUAGCCCUCCUUAUCCGUCUGGGCUAGCUGCACAGAUAGAGAAAAUGGAUCGGAAUGGAAUGAAUGUGCAACCAAGGCAGAAACUUGCAGAUCAAGCGCCGGUUGAUUGUGAAAUUCUUGGGUAAUAGCUAAAGAAAGACACGACAGCACAUCACAUCACACUCCCC